AUGCUCUCUUUUUCUCUCUUAUACUCAUGCUCCCACUCUCUCUCUCUCUCUCUCUCUCUCUCUCUUCCUCUCUCUCUCUCUCUAAGCCUUAAUUUUCUUUUCCUUUCCCUCUCUGUCCAUCUGUCUCUUAUCUUUUUCUUUCUUUUUCAUUUUUUCAUUUCAUUUUCUCAUUUUUCAUGCAACUCUUUUCUUACUUUCUUCUUUUGUCUUUCAUUCUCAUUUUACUUUAUUCAAUUUCAUAUAAUUUUCUUUAAUUCUUCUUUUUCAUCAGUCUCUGUCUUUCUCUCUUCUUUUUUCUCUCUUCUUUUUUCUCUCUUCUUUUUUCUCUCUUCUUUUUUCUCUCUUUUCUUUUUUCUCUCUUCUUUUUUCUCUCGUCUUUUUUCUCUCUUCUUUUUUCUCUUUUCUUUAUCACUCUCUUCUUUUUUCUCUCUUCUUUUUUCUCUCUUCUUUUUCACUCUCUUCUUUUUUCUCUCUUCUUUUUCUCUCUUCUUUUUUCUCUCUUCUUUUUUCUCUCUUCUUUUUUCUCAUUUCUUUUUCACUCUCUUCUUUUUUCUCUUUUCUUUUUCAUUCUCUUCUUUUUUCUCUCUUCUUUUUUCUCUCUUCUUUUUCACUCUCUUCUUUUUUUCUCUCUUUUUUUCUCUCUUCUUUUUCCCUCUCUUCUUUUUUCUCUCUUCUUUUUCUCAUUUCUUUUCCUCUCUUCUUUUUUUUUUUCUCUUUUUUUUCUCUUCUUUUUUCUCUCUUCUUUUUUCUCUCUUCUUUUUUAUCUUCUUUUUUCUCUCUUCUUUUUUCUCUUUUCUUUUUCACUCUCUUCUUUUUUCUCUCUUCUUUUUUCUCUCUUCUUUUUCACUCUCUUCUUUUUUCUCUCUUCUUUUCUCUCUUCUUUUUUCUCUCUUCUUUUUUCUCUUUUCUUUUUCACUCUCUUCUUUUUUCUCUCUUCUUUUUUCUCUCUUCUUUUUUCUCUCUUCUUUUUUCUCUCUUCUUUUUAUCUCUUUUUUCUCAUUUCUUUUCCUCUCUUCUCUUUUUCUCUUUUCUUUUCAUUCUCUUCUUUUUCUCUCUUCUUUUUUCUCUCUUCUUUUCACUCUCUUUUUUUUCUCUCUUCUUUUCCUCUCUUCUUUUUUCUCUCCUCUUUUUUCUCUUUUUUUUUCUCUUCUUUUUCUCUCUUCUUUUUCUCUCUUCUUUUUUCUCUCUUCUUUUUUCUCUCUUCUUUUUCUCUCUCUUCUUUUUUCUCUUUUCUUUUUUCUUCUUUUUUUCUUCUUUUUUCUCUCUUCUUUUUUUCUCUCUUCUUUUUUCUCUCUUCUUUUUUCUCUCUUCUUUUUUCUUCUUUUUUUUUUCUUCUCUCUUCUUUUUUCUCUUUUUUUUUUCUCUCUCUUUUUUCUUCUUCUUUUUUCUCUUCUUUCUCUUUUUUUCUCUUCUUUUUCUCUUUUUUUUUCUCUUCUUUUUUUUUUCUCAAUUCUUUUUUCUCUCUUCUUUUUCUCUCUUCUUUUUUCUCUCUUCUUUUUCUCUCUUCUUUUCUCUCUUCUUUUUUCUCUCUUUUUUUUUCUUCUUUUUUCUCUCUUUUCACCUCUCUUCUUUUUUCUCUCUUCUUUUUCUCUCUUCUUUUCACUCUCUUCUUUUUCUCUCUUCUUUUUUUCUCUUUUCUUUUCUCUCUUCUUUUUCUCUCUUCUUUUUCUCUCUUCUUUUUCUCUCUUCUUUUUCUCUCUUCUUUUUCUCUCUUCUUUUUCUCUCUUCUUUUUCUCUCUUCUUUUUCUCUCUUCUUUUUCUCUCUUCUUUUUUCUCUCUUCUUUUCUCUUUCUUCUUUUUUUCUUCUUCUUUUCUCUCUUCUUUUUUUCUCUUCUUUUUUCUUCUUUUUCUCUCUUCUUUUUCACUCUCUUCUUUUUUCUCUCUUCUUUUUUCUCUCUUCUUUUUCACUCUAUUCUUCUUCUUCUCUUUUUCCUCCUCCAAAGCUCUUCAGUCUCCCUCUUUCACUCUUUUUCUUUCCCUAUUCCUUUUCACUGUAUUAUCCUUUUUCUCCUUCUCCUUCAAAACUCUUUUUCUCCUUCUUUCUCUCUUCUUCUUCUUUCUCUAUUCCUUUUUACUAUAUUAUUAUUAUUAUUAUUAUUAUUCUCCAAAACACUUCAGUCUCCUUCUUUCUUCUUUCUCUAUUGCUUUUCACUCUAUCCUUUUUCUCCUUCUCCUCCUCCAAAAAACUUCAGUCUCCUUCUUUCUCUCUCCUUCUUUCUCUACUGCUGUAUUUUUGCCCUCUCUUUUCCAACUCAAUGA
Molecule: messenger RNA, 2259 nt
Organism: Acanthosepion pharaonis
Lineage: Eukaryota; Metazoa; Mollusca; Cephalopoda; Sepiida; Sepiidae
Source: the annotation of a GenBank genome assembly